AUGACCUUGAAAAUUAUUCACACCGUCAUCCACCUGAUCAGCGCAGUUUGUAUUAUUGUUGCACUAAUUGCAGUGGUCGAUCAGCAUAACAGGGCCAAAUUGCCGAACAUGUACAGUUUACACAGUUGGGCAGGAAUUGCGAGUAUAGCCAUGUUUUUCGUCCAAAUUAUCAUCGGCACAGUGGCGUUUCUGACUCCGAUAGUGCCCGUGUACUUCAAGGCGUAUCUGAUGCCCAUUCAUAGAUUUGUAGGCACUGCUAACUUUGCGAUGGCGGUGGUGGCAAUAAUAUCAGGAAUAACGGAGAAGUUGAUAUUCAUGGGUGCGGCUGAGUACGGGAGACUGCCCUCGUACGCUGUGAUGGGCAACUUCCUCGGCAUCACAGUCAUUCUCUACUCGGUGGGAGUGGCCAUCCUCGUCAUCUAUCCCGAUUUCAAACGAGUAGAAAAGAACAAGUGA
This is a messenger RNA of Symsagittifera roscoffensis, 456 nucleotides long. RefSeq names its product plasma membrane ascorbate-dependent reductase CYBRD1-like. The transcript is spliced from 2 exons. Lineage: Eukaryota; Metazoa; Xenacoelomorpha; Acoela; Convolutidae. Gene Ontology annotation, molecular function: oxidoreductase activity. The coding region runs from base 1 to 456 and encodes 151 amino acids. The record is from RefSeq and is a predicted model, not a curated record.